AUGACAGACUCGGACGUCCAGGACGUUCGGGACCAUUUUGUCGCGGAAAGAGACGCAGAGCAACACCAUCAAACGUUGCUGCUGCAGAUGAAGCGCCUAGCGAAUAUGCCAACGAUGACGAAGGAGGACCUUGAGCUCCAGGAGCGGUUACGCGCGCUGUCUGCGAAAUAUGAACAAAAGAAUCGACUCGGUCUCAACUCCAAUGCCGGACCGUCUAAGACCACUAGGAAGUGA
This is a messenger RNA of Coprinopsis cinerea okayama7#130, 234 nucleotides long. RefSeq lists its product as hypothetical. The transcript has 2 exons. The record is from RefSeq and is a predicted model, not a curated record. Lineage: Eukaryota; Fungi; Basidiomycota; Agaricomycetes; Agaricales; Psathyrellaceae. The coding region runs from base 1 to 234 and encodes 77 amino acids.